AGGUUCUCCCGAUCGGACGAACUGUCUCGUCACCGCCGCUCUCACUCCGGCAUCAAGCCGUACGAGUGCUCGCUGUGCGAGAAGAAGUUCGCCCGCAGUGACCACUUAUCCAAACACACGAAAGUCCACCGCAGCUCCAGGCCCAGCAGGAUUAUCAGAGCCACUGUGUGAGACCCCUUCAGCUGGCCUAAAACCCUGCCCUGCGCCCACCCAGCCUGGCCUGCCUUCGACCAGCUCGGGGGGCCAGGGGCUCCCUCAGGACUUUUGGUGCUUCACAAGCAGAACUUUCAGAAGAAUCUUGAUAGCUGGCUGCUGUUGUCCCCUCAUAGUUUCCUUCUUCUCUCUCCUCCCCGUUGUUUAUCUUUCACUGUUUCUUCUGAGCAGCUUGUCCUAUACUGAACGAAAAGCCCCCUCAGGAAAAAGACAGCUGAAAGUGGAUUUCCUGGCCUUCACACACACACACACACAAGACAAAAACAUACAAGAGGAGAAAGUUUUACAGAGGCCCCUCUUGCAGCCAAUGUGUGCACUGCUGUUCCUGUUACCAAGCUACCAGGUGCUGUUGGAAGUAGGGUGGCAACCAGUAAUAGGAGUGUCUGUAAUUCUAUAAUCUCCUCUUUAAUUUUGUGAUAGCCCUUCUUCCUCAAAGCCAAACUUCAGGGUCCACACACAUAAAGCUUCCCAGUGUUUUUGUACGUUGCUGAAGUAAAAAUUUAGAGUCACAUGUACGCCAUGUGUUCUAACCAGAAGGCUUGCAAUGGACAUGUUCACAUAAAGUAAAAUUAAAGCAGCAGAAUCUCCUCUAGAUACAGCUCACCCUGACUGAACUGUAUGACUCUUGAUAUUUGGAGUAAAUGCUGAGAUAUUGUUUUUGUCAAACUAAACUUGUGGCUUUGCUCCCAAUUUGGCUGAGAAAAACUUUCGAUGUUUGUUUGCAUCCAACCCUGGCCUUUUAUUGCAUUCGUCCAAUCAUAAUCCACCCUGUUUUGACCUGUAUGCCUUUUCUCAGCCCCACUAUGCCCUAAUCUCUAUCGAUGCCUUUGUCCGUAUCACAAAACCUCACUUGAUCCUACUGUUAUCAUAUGACUGCUCUUAUUUAACUGUGAUUCUGAACCGGGGGUUGCCAAACCAGAAAUCCCUGUUCUGGCCCUGUGAGAGCAUGAAAAACGACAUCCUCGGUGCGUGACAGUAUAUAAGCUCUUUGUUCUCUGAAACUCUCUUGAAAUCAUUGUGCAGCCGACUUAUGUGGCCUAGAAAACGACUCGGUAUAUAUGUUACGUUUUGGCUCAAUGGUGCAAAAGUGAUGUGAAACACUACUCUUUUUUCUUUACAGUAGCACUUACUGUAAGACAUUUCUCUGUUGAUUAUAGCAGCAAGAAAAGCUAAUAGGUUAAACAGCUGGAAAGGCAGCUAACAUCUAUUCAAUCAUCUGUAUUAGCAUACUCAAUAUAAUAUGUACUGAACGUGUACAGCUUGUAGCCUUUAUAUAGAUGUUUUUUUAUCAAAGACGAUUUUCAAUCAGUGCAUUAAGCUAUUCAGUCGUGUUUCCGGAGAGGUUUUUGGUCUGUUAUGUGAGUUUGAUUGUAGCGUGAUCAAUCUGUGGAAUGUCAGACUGAUUAUGGUCUGGGAUUUGGAGUCCCACUCUACCAUUCACAAACCAUUAAGCUGAGUCUGCUGGUCUCAAGUGCACUUGUGUUAGUGGAAAGUGAGAAACGGUCAUUGUGCUCUUAUGGCAGUUCCGUAAAAUGUAUUGGAACCGUAAAUGCCAAAAAAAAAACAGAUUUUCCAAGGAAGGUUAAACUGCACUGCGCAGUGCAGACACUAUUAUCAUUUAUUCUUUGAUCUCAACACUUGGUGCUUGUUAACCUAACAGUGCUUCACGUAAAGAGACUGUAUAACUGACAGCAUAGCGCUUCACAUAACUGGAUUGUCUCUGUUGAACCAGCAGACACUUUACUACUACAAAUCGUUCUUAACUUAGCUCAAGCAACAUUGGUGCUUUUGGAUGAACUCAAAACUAGAGCACUUCUGCAUGUAGCAGUGCACAUUUACACAGCAAUCAUGCAUAUAUCUUUGUCUUGUAGCAUUAAGGAUACAUUAGAAUUCACUCCUUAAACCAUGCUUAGUAAUGUAGGAACCCGUUCAAAGCAGACAGACGGGCAGACGUGUUUAUCUGUCUGAACCAGCGCUGUCUUUGUGUCUGAGCCUCCCCAGGCUGCUUCUACUGACCUACAUCCAGACCUGUAUUCCCUAAUCAUCGUCAUCCAAUUCUCUCUCUGUCUCUCUUCUUCUGUUUCUCUCUCAAUCUUGUCUGUGUAUCUGGUUGAACACAGGCUGUUUUUUUGUUUGUUUUUUUUGAAUACCAGAAAUGCUAUUUUCCUAUUUGCAAAAAUAAAAGCAAAAAAAAGAAAAUAUGGAAUCCUUUGCUUUGUUGUUAUUUGAGGGAU
Molecule: messenger RNA, 2447 nt
Organism: Morone saxatilis (striped sea-bass)
Lineage: Eukaryota; Metazoa; Chordata; Actinopteri; Moronidae
Product: Krueppel-like factor 15
Biological process (GO): regulation of transcription by RNA polymerase II
Molecular function (GO): DNA-binding transcription factor activity, RNA polymerase II-specific; RNA polymerase II cis-regulatory region sequence-specific DNA binding
Source: RefSeq, a predicted model, not a curated record